UUUUGUUGCUGCGGUUUUUAUACUGUUUUGGUUGUCGCAUUCCCUCCGUGUCUUUGGAAUGAACGGGUUUCCUGCCUGCGUCGUUUCCAUGUCAGCAUGGGAACUGCCGUAUCCAAAAGGAAGAAUUUAAGAAACGAUGCGAUUUCUUCUGUGGCAGCAAAAGUUAGCUCAUCUACUGUGUGAAACCUUGGUGGGUCCCGACCCGGAGUCGCCGAGUGACAAGAUUGGCCCGAACAACAACAAUCAUCUCCAUCCCUGCUCCAACACCACCAAGGGCUGUGAGGACAACCGGGAUCCCGGCCAGGUGAAACCCACGCUGGGCUUACACCAGCCACCUCCACCAUCCAUCACCAUCUCUACCAAAGCAUCAAAGCUCUCCCUUGAGCGCAGCUUCUCAGCGGAGGAGGACCAACAGAAGAGUGUUGAGUGCACCCUGCAGCCUGCCCGCGUCUACACCAUCACCACUCAGCGCGGUAUGCUGAUGAACAGCGGCCGGGGCAGCAAGGAGAGCCUAGAACUGGACGUCCUGAAGGAGAAGUCGGGGAGUGGCGGGGUGGCCUCCAGAAGUGGCCUGAUCCAGGGUUCCCCUUCCUCCGCCACAUCGUCUCCAACCCAGCACCACCAUGCCAGCAGCAGCCGUGGCAACAACCACCAUCACAGAAACCAUCACGACCCUCACCACGGAAACCACCACCACCACGGCCUCUCUGGCACCACCUCCAGCAGUGGGGGGGCGAGUGGAAGCAGCAGUAGCAACCAGCAGCAGCAGUCUUCUGCGGUCACUGGAUCCCACUCCCAUCAUGGAUCGCACCACCACGGCCACCACCAUCACCUGUCUCAACCCCCGCUGCAGACCUCUGUCAGCGCCCACAACAUCCGCGGCUGGGGGGAGGGGGGAAAGGGGGAGGCGGAGUGCAGCGGGCUGGCAUGCGAGUCUUGCAGCGGGGCCCCCUCGCGGAGCCAGGGGUCUCUGGACCUGGAGAGCGCAUCCCGAGAGGCAGGCAAGCAGCACCGACGCCUAGAGCGGAUGUGGAGUGUGGACCGGAUGACUGGGCUGGAGAGAGGUGAGAGGGCGGAGGACACAGAGGAGAAGAGAGGCGCGGAAUUCCAAACCAGGGCGGGAGGGGGUAAGGAGGACACUAACUGGUUCCCAAAGGAAAACAUGUUCAGCUUUCAAACUGCCACGACAACCAUGCAGGCGAUAUCGAACUUCCGGAAGCAUCUUCGGAUGGUGGGCAGCAGGAGGAUGAAAGCACAGACAUUCGCUGAGCGUAGAUCGAAGAGUUUCAGCCGCUCCUGGAGUGACCCCACCCCUGUCAAGAAUGACUCUCAGCAUGACAGCGGAGACCUGCAGGCAUCCUGUGGUACUUUAGAUGAAGGAGGCCAAGACGAUAAUUUAGACUGGGAGGAGGAGAGGGAGAUGGAGCGGCUGGCCUGCGAAGGGGACGACUUUGUACCUCCCAAAAUCAUGCUGAUCUCUUCUAAAGUCCCGAAGGCGGAGUACGUUCCCACUAUAAUCCGCAGGGACGACCCGUCCAUCAUCCCCAUCCUCUAUGACCAUGAACAUGCAACCUUUGAUGACAUUUUGGAGGAAAUAGAGAAGAAGCUCACAGCUUACAGGAGAGGAAGCAAGUUCUGGAGGAUGCUCAUCUUUUGUCAGGGAGGACCUGGUCACCUGUAUUUACUGAAGAAUAAAGUGGCAACUUUUGCGAAGGUUGAAAAGGAAGAUGACAUGAGCCAAUUCUGGAGGAGGCUUAGUCGCUUCAUGAGCAAAGUCAACCCAGAACCCAACCUCAUCCACAUAAUGGGAUGCUACGUCCUGGGCAACCCCAACGGAGAGAAGCUGUUUCAGAAACUGAAGAAUCUGAUGAGGCCUUAUUCUGUCGAGUUCGGGUCGCCGCUGGAGCUGUCUGCUCAGGGCAAAGAGCUGAUUGAGCUGUACUUCGACUUCCGCCUCUACCGGCUCUGGAAGACCCGCCAGCACUCCAAACACUUGGACUAUGAGGAAUUUUUGUGACGAAGAAACUUGGAUAAUGGGCGCAGCGGAGCCCCCCCAGGAACCCGUCCAAAUGCGAUCCAAUGACUGAACAUUUGCUCAACUAUAGCGC
Molecule: messenger RNA, 2108 nt
Organism: Trematomus bernacchii (emerald rockcod)
Lineage: Eukaryota; Metazoa; Chordata; Actinopteri; Perciformes; Nototheniidae
Product: NMDA receptor synaptonuclear signaling and neuronal migration factor
Exons: 14
Coding region: 137-2017 (626 amino acids)
Biological process (GO): regulation of neuronal synaptic plasticity; positive regulation of neuron migration
Cellular component (GO): nucleus; cytoplasm
Source: RefSeq, a predicted model, not a curated record